Onychostoma macrolepis is the source of this 1882-nucleotide messenger RNA. It is a transcript of the gene rab11ba, whose product is annotated as RAB11B, member RAS oncogene family, a. NCBI's taxonomy places the organism in Eukaryota, Metazoa, Chordata, Actinopteri, Cypriniformes, Cyprinidae. Gene Ontology annotation, molecular function: GTPase activity; GTP binding. Gene Ontology annotation, biological process: constitutive secretory pathway; regulated exocytosis. The transcript has 5 exons. Bases 96 to 752 code for a protein of 218 amino acids. Gene Ontology annotation, cellular component: recycling endosome. The record is from RefSeq and is a predicted model, not a curated record.
UCCGACUCGUAAGAACGAUUCGUUCACGAAUCGGACAUCGUUAAUCAGGAGAGGUCUGUCGCCAAACAACAACAUUUUAGUGCGGUAAACCAACAAUGGGGACCCGUGACGAUGAAUACGAUUAUUUAUUUAAAGUGGUGCUCAUUGGAGACUCUGGUGUGGGGAAGAGUAACCUGUUGUCUCGUUUCACUCGGAAUGAGUUCAACCUGGAGAGCAAGAGCACCAUUGGUGUGGAGUUCGCAACCCGCAGCAUCCAAGUGGACGGCAAAACCAUAAAGGCCCAGAUCUGGGAUACAGCGGGACAGGAACGCUACAGAGCCAUCACAUCAGCAUACUACCGGGGUGCAGUUGGAGCUCUUUUGGUCUAUGACAUUGCAAAACAUCUGACUUAUGAGAAUGUGGAGCGCUGGCUGAAGGAGCUGCGGGAUCACGCGGAUAACAACAUUGUCAUCAUGCUGGUGGGCAACAAGAGCGAUUUGAGGCAUCUCCGGGCCGUUCCCACUGAUGAGGCUAGAGCUUUUGCAGAGAAGAACAAUCUCUCCUUCAUCGAAACAUCAGCUUUGGAUUCCACAAAUGUGGAGGAGGCAUUUAAAAACAUACUAACAGAAAUCUAUCGGAUCGUAUCACAGAAGCAGAUUGCUGACAGGUCCAUGCACGACGAGUCUCCCGGCAACAACGUAGUGGACAUCAGCGUGCCGCCCACUACUGAUGGUUUAAAGGGCAACAAAUUUCAGUGCUGUCAGAACCUGUGACCCCACUUCCCCCAGCUCUACCCCCACCCUUGGGCUUCAGUUCCCCUCUAUUUAUCUCGGCUUUGCUCCUGUGUGUUGUGCUAUGGCUACGGCUCUUUCCUCUUUUUACCUCGUUGUGAUUUCCACGCUAAUUCUAGACAUCCCUUAGAAGCGUGAAUCUCUAGGUAACAUUCCUUUUCCUUGUUUUGGGGGGGGGGUUUUGUUUGUUUGUCCCUCUUUUUUUUUUUUUUCUUUACUAUUAUCCACUGUCUGAAUUCACGUUUUCCUUGGAAGUGAUUAUUUGGGCGCUGAUCGUGUGAUCCGCUCCUACGGAAAAGGGAUGGUGAGGGAUCAGUGUGUCUUCGGCUUCCUCUGAUGGUUAUUCUCUGGGAUCCACACUAAACGCCCACCGUCUGUUGAGCCAGAUCCCUGACUUGGGAUAAAAGGGCAAGUUUUUUUUUUUUUUGAAGAAGAAGAAGAAAAUAAAAAAAUCAGAUUCGUCUUGGAUCGUGCGGAUACCAAAGGAGGGCUGCUGUCAUCUUUAUUUCAAUUUGUAAACAUUUCACGCGUCACACCUCUAGUCCUAUCCUGCAAUAUUUUACGCCAGGGAUGACCGGUGUGAAGUUGUGCAAUUUGAUCAACGCGUUCAAAUUGCCGUAUAUAUAGCAGUUAUGUGAAUGCGUCUAUUAAGCAUUUCAUGAAUUGAGAAAUUAUUCAAAUAACAGUUAUAUAUAUAUAUAUAUAAUGUAUGUAAACUAUUCAUUGCAUUGCUGAGGUAUUAUAGCUCUUCAGUAGGAAAAUGCAAUGGUGCGCAGUGUUUUAGAUGGUCAGUUGUUUCACCGGUCUGUGAAAGUCCAUAUAUAUAUUUGAUUGUUUGACUAAGUCAUAUGGCUAGUUUGGAAAUGCCUUAUGUUUUCCCAUACUGUGAUUAAGAUGCCUUUUUCGAGUGUGGUUAUGUGACAUUUACACAUCCAUGAAGUCACAACAGCUGUUUUGCCUUUAUCAGGUUACAUUAAAAUGGAAAAUAAACCAAAUUACUGUCACAAUUGCAGUUGUGAUUUUUUUAAAAUUUAUUUUUGGACUCCAUAUUGCACAAUAUGACAUGUCUGUCUGAAUCUGUACCUAGAAUAAAUGUCAUGUGUCACAUGGUU